AUGUCUGGUUCUUCUUUUUGUCAUGAAAAAGAAGGCUGGGGUCCUGCGAGCUCCACACGCAUACUUGACUUGACGCUUUGUUUUGAGGAAGGGGGAAUUAUUACACCAAUUAAUUGUCUCCUUUUCCUUUUUGGUGUUUAUGAUCUUUACCGUUUAUCCAAAAAGCGGCCUGUGAUUCCGACUGAUGGAUUAUGGAAGUGGCAUUUUAUUACAAUUUCGAUCACACUUUUCUUACUGUUGGUUAGCAGUUCGUCGAUUGCUUUAUUUACCAUUUUAAAGCUAGAUGCACAACUAUUAGAUAUUCAAGUAAUUUCUGCAGCUGUUAAUGUGCUUGCAGCGAUAUUAACAUCGAUAAUUGAAUACCAAAAUUAUACGCGUAAUCGAAUUCCUUCAACAGUCUUAUUGUUGUACUGGUUAUUUUAUACGAUAGCGAACUUUAUAAGAUUACGAACAUGGUAUUAUAUGGAUUAUCGAUCUACCCAUCUCGGUCUGUUCGUUUCUUUGACUUCAUCGAUUUUUUUGAUGGUGAUUCUCUUUGUAUUGGAACUUUUGCCAAAGCCUAAAAGUGAAUAUGAACACUUGGGCGAAGAAGAAUCUGAAAAAGCUUGCCCUGAAGAGACGGCAAAUAUUUUUUCUCGACUCACUUUUUAUUGGAUGACUCAGUUAAUGAAACUGGGCUACUCUAAAUAUUUAACUUUCGAAGAUUUGUGGGAUCUAAAAAAGGAAGAUCAGUCUACAGUAUUAUCAAGGAAAUUUGAAAUAGCCUGGAAAAAGGAAUUAACAAAGAAAAAUCCUUCAUUGCUUUGGGCUUGUGUUACGACUUUUGGUGGUCCAUUUUUUUUCGCUGCAUUAUUUAAGGCAUCUCAGGAUAUAUUGGGUUUUAUUCAACCAUUACUCUUGAGUCAAUUGAUGGAAUUUGUCAGCAGUUAUGGAACUAAAACAGAAAAACCUCAUGCAUAUAAGGGUAUUCUCAUCGCUUGUUUGAUGUUUUUCACUGCUGUUUUCCAGACGAUCCUAUUACAUCAAUAUUUUCAACUAUGUAUUGUUACUGGAAUGCGGCUUCGCGCUGGACUGGUAACAGCCAUCUAUCAGAAAGCACUUCGUCUCUCAAACGCAGCUCGACAAAAAUCCACUGUCGGCGAAAUUGUAAAUCAUAUGAGUGUGGAUGCUCAGAAAUUCAUGGAUUUGUGCACAUAUUUUCAUAUAAUUUGGUCUGGGCCGCUUCAAAUUUGUCUUGCCCUUAUUUUCUUGUAUAAAACUAUGGGGGUCAGCAUUUUUGCCGGUGUGGCUGCAAUGAUUUUGACGAUACCUGCGAAUGGCUUCCUCGCGAAAAGAAUGCGAAGUCUGCAAAAGAAACAGAUGGGAAAUAAAGAUCAGAGAAUCAAAUUGAUGAAUGAGGUUUUGAAUGGUAUUAAAGUAAUUAAAUUAUAUGCUUGGGAAGGAGCUUUCUUGAAAAAGAUUGCUCAUAUCCGAGAUAAUCUUGAACUUGAUACAUUGAAAAAAAUAGCUUACCUCGCCUCAAUUCAAAAUUUUACUUGGGCUUGUACACCUUUUCUUGUUUCGUUUGCCACUUUCUCGAUUUUCGUUUUAAUUUCUGACGAGCCAUUGACUAGUGGAAGAGUGUUUGUAGCGUUAUCACUCUUCAAUUUACUUCAAUUUCCCCUCUCAGUAUUCCCUAGUGUCAUCACUUCAACCAUCGAAGCAUCUGUUGCUUUGAACAGAAUGGAAAAUUAUUUACUUGCCGAAGAAAUAGAUCAAAAUGCAGUUAUACAUGAAGAUUAUCAUACGUUAGAAAAUCUUAGAACUGAAAAUGGUGAUAUAGAGCUUGUAUCUAUAAAAAAUGGAACAUUCCGCUGGUCAAGAAAUUCUCCGGAGCCGAUUUUAAAUGAUAUUAAUCUCAGCGUUUCCAAGGGCAAAUUGGUUGCGAUAGUUGGCAGAGUUGGUGCUGGAAAAUCAUCUUUACUUUCUGCUAUUCUCGGAGAGAUGGAGAAAACUAGUGGCGAAGUCAUUGUUAGGGGUACUAUAGCUUAUGUUGCUCAGUCAGCUUGGAUAAUGAAUGCUAGUCUUCGAGAUAAUAUUACUUUUGGAUAUCAAUUUGAACAAGAAUUUUAUGAUAAUAUACUUGAGGCAUGUGCCCUUAAGCCUGAUAUUGAAAUGCUUCCAGGAGGAGAUUUAACAGAAAUCGGUGAACGAGGAAUUAACUUGUCAGGAGGACAAAAGGCCAGAAUUGGAUUAGCUAGAGCAGCGUAUUGUCGUGCUGAUAUAUAUUUAUUCGAUGAUCCAUUGUCAGCGGUAGAUGCUCGUGUUGGUAAACAUAUCUUUGAUCAAGUUAUUGGGCCUAGUGGUAUACUUCGUAGCAAGGCUCGUAUAUUUGUUACCCAUGGCAUACACAAUCUUUCUCGCGCGAAUUCAAUUGUCAUGCUACGAGAUGGAGCAGUAAUUGAACAAGGGGAUUUCGAAUCUCUAAUGAAAAAGAAAAAUGAACUAUUCAAUCUAAUUAGCGAAUUUGGUCAGCAAGAUCAGUCUGAUCAAUCAGACGAGACAUCUUCAAUAAAAAGUCAAACUCUAGUUGAAGCAUAUGAAAUUGAUGGCGCUGAUGGGGAUCCAAAAUAUGAAGAGACUACGCGUCCUCCUCGAGAAAGACGAUUUAGUGUUGUCACUCUAAAUCGACCGGUCAUGGCAGAUGUCAAAUCUAGAAAACUUGGAGUUGAACUUGGUAAAGAAUCUUUGAUUGUGCGAGAAGAAUCGGCUACAGGCAGUGUACCAUGGUCUGUAUAUAAAGCCUACAUAAAAUCUUCGUCAACUGUCGCUGUUAUAGUAUUCUUACUCUUGAUGAUCGGUUCACAAGGAGUUCAAUACUGGAGUUCCGAAAACGAAAAAAAGGGAGAAAAUGAGAAUAUUUUACUUUAUCUCGGAAUUUAUGGUUUGAUUGGGGUAAUUUAUUCUCUUAUGACGAUUUUUCAAACUAUUGUAUUAUGGGUAUUUUGUGCUAUUCGAUCCGCACGAAGAUUGCACAAAGAGAUGUUAUCUGGUGUAGUGAGAUCGCCAAUGUCAUUCUUCGACACGACUCCGUUAGGUCGUAUUUUGAAUCGAUUUAGCAAGGAUCAAUAUACUAUCGAUGAAGUUCUUCCUCGUACAUUUUCUGGUUAUUUUAGAACCUUUUUUAUGGUUCUUGCAACAAUUUCCGUUAUUAGUUUCUCGACUCCAUCUUUUAUUCUUUUUAUUGUGCCAAUGCGUACGUAUUACCUCGCUACUUCACGGGAAUUAAAACGCUUAGAUUCUGUUACCCGAUCUCCAAUUUAUGCCCAUUUCCAAGAGACACUUGGAGGUGUUACGACUAUUAGGGCCUAUCAACAACAAGAUCGAUUCAUUGAGGAAAAUGAAUAUCGGUUAGACGAAAAUCAAAAAGCUUAUUUUCCAUCUUUCUCUUGUAACAGAUGGUUGGCAGUGCGAUUGGAGUUUUUAGGAUCUCUUAUCAUUUUUGGAGCUUCUCUCCUUUCUGUGAUAACUUUAAUCACAACGGGAAAUAUUGAUGCAGGUCUUGUUGGAUUGUCUGUUUCAUAUGCUUUAAUCGUAACCCAGGCUUUGAAUUGGGCUGUAAGGCAAUUUUGCGAAAUUGAGACAAAUAUUGUUUCAGUAGAACGAGUAAAAGAGUAUAUUGACCUUCCGAGCGAAGCACCCGAAAUUAUUGCUGAUAAUCGACCUCCACCUGCUUGGCCACAGCAAGGAUUAAUUGAAUAUAAAGAUUAUGCUACACGUUACCGUCCUGGUCUUGAAUUGAUCUUAAAGGGUGUGUCUUUUACCGUUAUGCCAAAAGAAAAAAUUGGCAUUGUUGGGAGAACGGGUGCUGGAAAAUCAAGUCUUACCCUCAGUUUAUUCAGACUAAUUGAAGCUACUGAUGGUUGCAUUUAUGUGGAUGAUAUAGAUAUUACAAAGAUAGGAUUAUAUGACCUACGUUCACGACUAACAAUCAUUCCUCAAGAUCCAAUUCUUUUUGAAGGCACUGUUGCUUUCAAUCUCGAUCCUUUUGGCACUCAUGAUGAUGUGGAAAUAUGGCAAGUUCUUCAAAGUGCUCAUCUUAAAGAACAUAUCGCAAAAUUAGACGGCAAGCUUCAAGCUAAAGUGCUUGAAGGCGGAGAUAACUUUAGCCAAGGACAGAGACAAUUAUUAUGUUUGGCUAGAGCGCUUUUACGACGAUCACCUGUUAUUGUCUUGGAUGAAGCUACUGCUAGUGUAGAUGUUGAAACAGAUUCUCAUAUACAAGAAACUAUUCGAACUGAAUUCAGCUGGGCAACAUUGUUGUGUAUCGCACAUCGAUUACGAACAAUUAUCGAUUACGAUAGGGUUCUUGUACUCGAACAAGGCAAGGUUGCAGAAUUUGACACACCAUACAAACUUUUACAAAAUCCCGAUAGUUUAUUCCGAAAAUUAUGUGAAGAAAGUAACGAAUACGAAUUUCUUAUGGAAAGUGCCACGAAAAAACAUAAUAUUUAA
This is a messenger RNA of Ambispora leptoticha, 4494 nucleotides long. The record is from the annotation of a GenBank genome assembly. Lineage: Eukaryota; Fungi; Glomeromycota; Glomeromycetes; Archaeosporales; Ambisporaceae.